Botrytis cinerea B05.10 is the source of this 1840-nucleotide messenger RNA. RefSeq lists its product as hypothetical. The transcript has 3 exons. The record is from RefSeq and is a predicted model, not a curated record. Bases 164 to 1492 code for a protein of 442 amino acids. Gene Ontology annotation, molecular function: actin binding. Lineage: Eukaryota; Fungi; Ascomycota; Leotiomycetes; Helotiales; Sclerotiniaceae.
GAAGCUUUAAAACAUACGAUUAUUUGAUCCUGUUUGAACACGUUUUCUUGAAAUUUCAAGCUUGAAUGAAACACAACACCAAGUCUAUCGGCCAAAGGACCCCUUUGAGAUUGCAUUGAGCGUUGUCCCAUCUCAAGAUUUAACAACUGUUAUUCACGAAAUCAUGCCUCCACCACCACCACCUCCUCCUCCGCCGCCUCCUCCGCCUGGAGGAGCUCCAGGAGGUAUGCCAUCCAGACCACCUGCGAAAGUUGCUGCAAAUAGAGGCGCACUUUUGUCGGAUAUCACGAAGGGAAGAGCACUCAAGAAAGCUGUAACUAACGAUCGAUCGGCACCGGUAGUAGGCAAAGUAUCUAAUGGUUCUGGACCUGCGCCAAUAGGAGGUGCUCCUCCAGUACCGGGAAUGGCAAAACCUCCCGGUGGAUUUGGCGCACCGCCAGUACCAGGAGGAAAUAGAGCUCGAAGUGAUAGUAACCAAGGGAGCAAUAAUGCGGUUUCGGGGAUGGAACAAGCUCCACAGUUAGGAGGAAUAUUCGCAGGCGGCAUGCCCAAGUUGAAGAAACGAGGUGGAGGAGUAGAUACUGGCGCAAACCGCGACUCAUCGACUGCAUCGGAACCAGAAUUCUCUGCUCCCAGACCGCCAGGUAUGGCUGCUCCCAGACCUCCAACAAAUGCAGCUCCGCCUUUGCCAUCAGUCCGGCCUCCUCCUCAACCUAGCGCUAGUACUCCCGCAUUUGCGCCCUCGGUUGCAAAUCUGAGAAAGACCGGCGGGCCAUCUAUUUCUCGUCCUGCAUCCUCAACCUCUCUCAAGGGGCCACCACCCCCUAUUGGCAAAAAACCUCCUCCACCCCCUGGAACUCGAAAGCCAUCAUCAGCGCUAUCAACCCCACCACCACCACCGCCUCCAGCAUUCGCCCCUCCACCUCCUUCUUCAGCACCUCCGCCACCUGUUGCACCUCCACCACCACCUUCCCCAGCUCCACGCCCUCCGAGUAACCCACCUCGAUCACAUGCACCACCGCCACCACCACCACCACCACCACCAACAUCUCCACCUUCGACUAACGGAGGUAACCCAAGUCUUGCUAUACAAGCAACAAUUCGUGCUGCUGGCCAAGCAUCACCAAUGGGUGCACCACCACCACCACCACCGCCUCCUCCUCCAUCUAAUGGGCCUCCCUCUCUCUCGUCGCACAGAACGCCAUCUCCGCCCGCGGCACCCCCAGCGGCACCCCCAGCGGCACCAAUAUCAAGAAGUCAAAGUCAACAAGGAAGAACUCACACAAUGGAUUCCAGUUCUUAUACCCUUUCAUCAAACGGCAGUUUACCGCAAGCCUCUAGUUCUAGCAGAAGAAUCAUGAUCAAUGAUCCUCGAUGGAAAUUUACAGAUGAAUCGGUAUUCCCAAAACCUCGAGAUUUUAUUGGUGGGCCCAAAAAAUACCGGGCUGGUCGUGGAAGUAGUGUUCCGUUGGAUCUGAGUGCUUACCAUUAAGAAUUUCGCUUACCAAAAAGAAUAUAACUCUUCGGAUCGUAUUCAUGUGUUACCAUUAUGAUUUAAGGCGUUAUAGCGGGAUAUCAUUUAGAAUCCGGUAAGGCGGCAUCAAGCUAUCUGAAUUGGGAGUUAUACAUCAGGACACUAAAGAUCGUCAAAAAAUUUCCCCUGAAUCGCGAGAUGGAGAUUGACGAGAGACAUCAGCUCACUACCCAGGGUACCGAGGAGGAAAUCGCAGCUAUAAAUAUCACGGGUGAUGGGCAAAUUCCACAGUGGAACCUUAAAAGAAUGAGUACGGAGAAUAUUAAACUUUUGAGAUUUAUCUUUCUCUUCCUGUGAUUUUAACCA